AUGGCAAAGAUUGCCAAGACCAACAUUAAACGAUCUCGUAAAGGGUGCCUCAGUUGCAAAAAAUUACGAAUAAAAGUAUGUUGAUGCAAGAUUUCAUUUAAGGGCCUCCCUGCCACUUGCCCCUUACCCCUUCCCAGCAAGGACUAGAACUAACCAAUUUUACUCAAAGUGUACAGAGGAGAAACCCGCAUGUGAAUACUGUGUACACACAUCUAGAGAAUGCGUUUACCCCUUGUCCUGUCAAGUUCAGUCUGCGCCGGACCCUGAGCCAGUAGCAGCAGAGCUCACGGCUCUGCCUAUAAGUGAAACUGUGGACCACCAGUCUCGGUUUUCAAGCAAGGGCAGUACUAUCAGCCACACAUCGGACGCGGUGCACCCCGCCGAUGACUCCGAUCGAUCCACCGCUUCACCAACAUCUUUGGAGAGAAAAACAGACAUGCAAUCAUCAUUAACCACAGAUUCAUGCCACUUGGUGGACACUGUUGUUGUGGUUCAACCCCACCAGAGUGGACUCGAUAGUAACCAGCCUAGUGAAGUGGAUCGACUUAUGCGAAACUUGAUGCUCACCCAGGCUUCAACAUUGUUGGGGAUCCUGCGGUUUGAGCUCCGACUAUUAAAAUUCUUUGACGAGGAGUGCGCCCAGGUGUUCUCCUACGGAAUCAGCAGAGAGAUUUACGAUGCUUGGAAAUACAAAGUGCCGCCGUUGUUUCUUGAAAGCUCGUUGGUGAGACAGCUGAUUUUUUCAUUUGCGGCCUUGGGGCUAAGCACCAGAGUCGACUUGAGAUCGCUCCAAAAGAGCGACAAUGGGAUUAACCAUUGGGUUUGGGAGAAAAUCGCACCCAAGAAAUUUUCAAAUUUAAAGUCAAGCUUACCUGUGAGUUUAUACGAUGCCUAUGCUGACAAUGGCAAAUGUCUCUACGUGAAAACGACAAACUAUUUCUUGCAAGCAUUGUCCAAGUCGAGACAAAAGCUCAGUGAGGCAACAUCAUUGGUGGAGAGGGAUCUUGCAGCCAUGGGUUCGUUUGAAAACCCCGUGGUGGCCAAAGAACUCGUGGUGUCAAGUAUCUUGAUGUUUACCUUUUUAGGCACCCAACCCCACGGCUUGAUAAAAUUGAUCAGCUUUGACGAAAGCGAGUCGGACUUUAUAUCGAUAGCAGCAGGCUGUCGAGAUACAAUUGCCAACUACAGCAACGCGGUGCUACAAUCCGACCUGCGCGGGUUUCUCUAUUUCAAAGUCGAAGAAGAUCAGCUUGAAAUCUCAUUAAAGGAGUGCGAGUAUCCCGUGAUUAUGGAUUUGGUGCAUCAUUUGAACGACUCAAUGGGUACAGAGAUAAGUGGAGAAUCGUCGCAUAUCACGAGCACAUUGCAAACAGCAAUUGCAUCCAUGGCGAGAGCACUAGUUGCGUGUCUGCAUUUCAAAAUGCCCAUCCCCGUGUUUCGUUUUAUCAUGAUCCUCAGUGACGAUAUGAAGCACUUGCUACAUAGCAAACACGCUUAUGCACUGAGGAUUCUAUACGUGUACUCUUGCCUAUGCUCGAUAGCAAGACUUCAAAUGUUUGAAGACCAUAACAUCUGGAGGGACUACAUCUUGUGGUAUCAGGGAGAAGCCGUGGCCCAGAACUGGGCAUGGUAUCAAAUGGAUGAAGCGUUGUACGUUUUGGUCAUCAAGAAGCAUUUCCAAUUUUUGGACUUUGCCAAUUUUGCAAUGAUCGAUCCUGUCGCGCUUCGUGAUUGUGACAUUGACGAGGAUGGCGAGCUUGUUCACGGGUAUGAAAAGCGCACAUCUAUACAGCCGUAA
Molecule: messenger RNA, 1798 nt
Organism: Lodderomyces beijingensis
Lineage: Eukaryota; Fungi; Ascomycota; Pichiomycetes; Serinales; Debaryomycetaceae
Source: the annotation of a GenBank genome assembly